GAACCACUGAUCCAUGCAAUUGUUGUUUUCACUCGCUAUGCAUCGCUACUUGCUGCAGCAAUGUGUACAGAACUGUUUGUUCUGAACUGCGUCCAACCAACGGAACUCUUCCCAACACCUAGUAAGCAUUGGCCGCCAGCACCUUUCCUGCUGAUGUUCAUUACAAGCAUGGCUGAUCUCCUCCUGUACUUCUUUCUGGUGCCAGAAACUCGUGGCAAAAAACUGCCGGACCAUAUGCCAGGCGAUGAACCGGAAAAAGAAGAUGCCACUGGUGGCAAGCAGGAGGCUGCAGUGAUUGCUGUUGCUCAGACGCCCCCAAACAAAAACGUUCACAGUAUCAACCUGAACACCAAAUAUUAA
Messenger RNA from Gongylonema pulchrum, 360 nucleotides. NCBI's taxonomy places the organism in Eukaryota, Metazoa, Nematoda, Chromadorea, Rhabditida, Gongylonematidae. The record is from the annotation of a GenBank genome assembly.